AUCUAGAACAUCAUUUACUAGAAAGGCGACGUUGGGUGGUGUACGGCUCAACAUCGAGGUACUCGUCCAACUAUCGAACCGCUUAUAUAUUAUUUCUUCGAGGGUCAAGUUUCGAGUUUGUCCCUUCAUCUCCGAAGAAGGGUCACACAAGAUGGAGGAGGUUGAACAACAAGAGGUCGGAGAGGCCGGACAAGAGCGCGAGGAUGGCAGCUCCCUUUCUGGUAGCACUAGGAGCCAUUCACCAGCUGGUAACGACAAGAAUUCGCGGCGUAAACCGCGAAAGCUUCGGUCAAUGGCACGCAAAUCAAAGCGGCACGCUCGCGAACGUACAGACGAGAGCGAAAACUCCUCCCAGUCACUGAGCCCAUCUGCAGAUCUAUCAGAAUCAGGAGCAUCGCGGAAAUCGGAUCACUCACGAAACAAUACGAAGUUUCAAGAAAUGGUCGACCUGGUCGCAGAAGUAGCUGUAGCAGAAAAUCCAGCAGAAGAACAUUGGGUGUUUAUGAUUGAUGGUGGCACAGUUCAUCUUGUACACGGUGACACGUGUUUUUUUCGAAGUUAGUUUUACAAAGGUUAUACCUACUUACUCACUUUCAGCGGCUAUAACUACCUCUAGCUCAGUAACUACUCCUCUGAUAGUUCUAAAUGAGACCACGACGAGCGCAAGAGGAGAUUCCAAUCCCAGAAUUCAACGGAAUUUAGGGUCGGCGACGAUCCGCACAAGUUCAGCAAGUCGCUGCUUCCAAAAGGAGUCAAAAAAUACGCGUUGGAAAGGACAGUACUUAUAUUUUUAAAUAUAUACUAGUAAAUUUUUACCGCCAUAGAUAUCCUGAGGACUUACAUCAAACUUUUAUCUGCACAAUUCCUCGGUUCCUUGAUGUUUUAUUCCUCGGCUACAUCAUGCGUUGAUGAGAAACGAGUAAAACUUCAACAGGACUCAUCAGCCAUGGCGCAGAGAGUUUUUGGUCAGCGACAGAAAAAAGCCGCAUCAACAGAUCAAAAGCCUUUUCUGAGUGAAGAGGCAACUCCGUGGUUCUUACGUGCCCGAGAAGAAGAGGGAACUAAAAGCCGAAGGCGCAUGAGCAUGGUCCAGUACGAAGUCAAUCGCGAACUUGUGGUAGUUUUUUACUAAUGAUGUUGAGAUUAAUAAAGAGAUAGUACUAGUCGUACUACACUUGUUAUAUGAGAUCACCAAUCAGCUACUACUAAUGGAUGACUUGUCCCUCGUGCCGAUUUUAAUAUCUCACAACAUUCACCUGCGGAAGUCGGUAGAGUACCUUGAAAAGCUCAUCUUGCAACGUCCGACAAUCCGACUUGUGGCAUUGCAGGAAAUUAUAAAUCUUCUCAUAGCAACAAAACAGGGAGAAAUAAAGUUCAAGAAGUUCCGACUAGUGAAGCUCAAAAGUACUUCCGUCAUUCCUUUUUCAACAUGCGCAGCAGUGGGGAUUUACCUAGUGAUCCGAGGAGGCGAAGUUCUUCCACCCCCCGAGGAAUGGGAAGCUUUCGAGCACGUCGUCUCAGUCAACAAGGAAAGCAAAAACAUAGCGGACGAACAGGAAGCGGAAGGAAUUUCCACAAACGAAAUCAAGAGCGGCGAGAUCUGCGACUCGGUGUUUAGGGUGGCUGAUAAAGAUGCAGGAAUGCUGUGGACAUGUGCAGUCCGAAUCGGCGACACUUUCGUCCGCACUUCAUACUUGAAAGAUCCAAACAACUCGAAACUCGCACGAGAUUACGGUUGGAUCAGCGACCAAAUGAGAACGAUCGAAGCAAAAGUUGCGAAAAUGGAAAAAGGUGCAAAAGUCGUUAUAUCGACUGGUGAUCUGAACCUAGACGCGCGGACUCCAGGGCGCCCUCUCGAAAACGGUAGGAGGUGGUCCCGCGACGCAUACAGUAGCAUCUGGUUACCAAAUCAGCAGCUCGACCUAAAAUCAGGUGCCCGGGAAAUCGUCACAGGGAUCACACACUGGACUGAUGCCGGCGGGACGAUGUUGGAUUCGCUCAAGACCAAUCUUGCCUCCGCUACGGUCGAAAAGUAUGCAGUAAUCGCAGAUGCAGCACAUAGGCGAGCAAACAACGUCAACAAAGAGUACCGGGUAGUAAAGUACGACGCCACUGACGAAGCCGACCAUGUAAAAUUUCUUGAUCAUCUCAUCUUAGUGUUGACAGCAGACGAGGACGCAACAGAAAUUCAGAAAAUGCAGGAGCAGUUCCGUCCAGGCCAACACAAUCAUCGAAAGAAAGCACCCGCCAAACGAGCGUACAUAACGAUGGAGCAGAUGAAAGAUCACGGAGAAGAGAUACUAGGCUUAUUCAACGAAUGCCGCAUGCCAGCAAGUCGAGCUGACCGCCACGAGGCAAGAAGGCGCGGAUGUCCAAUAAAAGCGGCGCAGAAGGUUGAUCUCUUCCAGCUGCAGAAGCGCUUCCUUCCGACAGUAAAGAUCAACAGGAACCAAUUCCCUGCCAGGGACGCAGUGCUGCUUGCGACAAAAAGCCUACAAGUUCAAGCCUACACACCAGAGGGGCGACCUAUUCCGAUACGAGAAAUGGCGAAAAUGGUGAACAAUGUUCUGAUCCAACAAAACAUUGUGAAGAGGAAGAUUUUGAAAAAAAGCGAACCUGUCUCGAACGCCUUGGAGUACUUUGAUGAAGAAAAUUCCACGAUUCAUCUCCAGAACUUCCUCCAGGCGCAAGAUCGGACAAAAUCAAUCAAAGCGCAUUUGGCUGCUGGGGCACUUCAAGAAGCAGCUCAACUUGUGUCAGGCGCAGGGAGAGGUGCGCCAGUGGGGCAAGUGUCUGAAGUAGUAGUAGAUGGGCAAGCUGUGACAGACAAGCGUGAUCUUCUCACUUCCACAAUAAAUUUCCACCUAGGAAAAAGUAGCUGGAUUCUCGACUCGGCGGGAAUAGCCACAAACUUGCGGUGGGACAAGACAAAGAUCGGGAAAGUCUAUGAAGAAGUACGAAACGCGGCUUCCGAGUGCACUUACCGAAUUAAACCAGCACAAGUCAAGCACGCACGGGCGAAAUUGAAUCAAAAUCUGCAAGGCCCCUCAGGAUUCAGAGCCAAGAUUCUAAAGGACCUUGGCGAUUGGGUGGGCCAGUACCUGGCGGAUGCUUACAAUGAAUUGCUCGAUCAACUGAUGCAAAACCCUUACCAUGAUGUAAUCAACUUCGUCUGCACGGAACUCGAACGGAUUUUCAUGGGAACUCUUUUACAUAAGAAGAGCGUGACUCGAGAAGCAGGCGACAUGCGUUUUGUGGUCAAGUCCUGCCCUUUCGUGCGAGCAUUCAUGUCUAUCAUGGACACAACAUGGAGCGAACUUGCCGAGCGAAAUGGCCUUUGCGGCAAAAUAACAGUGAAUGGGCGCGCUGACAUCUCACUUUCGGUAGCUUCGCUUCUAAUACGGCACAAACUGAUGAUGCGGGGCGAUAAAUGCAGUGCGGUAGUACUCUCUGCGGAUGCUCGGCAGAUGUUCAAUCUCUUGGAAAUCAGUCUGGUAGUGGGAUUAAUGCGCAGACUGAGGGCGCCGCCACAGAUAAUUGCAGCACAUCUAGCAUUCGGGGCUGAAAAACAGGCCCUGUUCACAUUGAACCAGUUGACGUAUAAGCUACCUUCGCACACUCGCUGCCUCCAAGGGCAACAAGAUAGCAUGAUCACUGGGAUACUCAUCUUCGUCCCGUAUCUUCGGAUAAUACAAAAGCUCAUCCAAAAGGUCCAGAAUGCUGAUGGUUCGACUCAAGAGGAAGGCCUCGACUCAGCAAUCAGUGAUGCGAUCAAAGAGGCUCAGCGACAGAAGGAAAAUGGAUUCGAUUGGUCCAAGAAAUACACAGAAGCCGAAGUUGACGAGUUUUUUCGCGAUGGUGUUCGGUGCCUCAACGAAAUCCACAAAACUCGGAGAGAGUCGCACGAUAACGAAGAAAGCAGUAAUGAUUCGACGCGGGUAUGCGUGGAUGACACACUAGUGGCGUUCCUGUUCCAAGAACGUGACGCCGAGGCAAGACGUGUUCAGAGAAUCGUAAAGGGCAUCGCGACGAUAAAACAGUGCAUGUUCAGCGCCACUGCAGUGUUCUGCGCUACAGAAAAAUGCGAAUGCCUCACUCUCCCCUAUGCAGAUGGGACAUCGGUAAGUCAGGAUCAUGCGCAGGAAAUCCGUAGCGCUGGCGCGGUCUACGGACGCGAACCCAUGCUCCGGGACCGGUUGCAGCUUUUCGGGAUUCCAUACCGAGACGAUUUCGAAGUAGCGAUGUUAGCUGCACUCAGGUCGCGCGUUUUCAACAUGGAGAGACUCCUUCGCCUUUUCACGAAAUCGCACCCGAAUGGAACAGAGAUUGAAAGUCUGCUCCUAGUUGCAAGAUGGCUGAGCACAUCAAAAAUAAUGCAUCUAUUACCCCUGGCUACUUUCGAGGUAACAUCAUACGACAUCAAUACCAUAACGACCGCAAUAGCUCGCGCAGUAUGUCACGGGCUAGGACUCUCUGACGCCAUGCUCUUACGAAUAGAGGAGUUGUGCAAGUUAAAGCCGGCAGAUUUAAUCUUCUCGACAAUCUUCGGAUGGGUCAGCCCGAUAGCGCAGAGUCGCGCUAUUUUACGUCGGCAGACAAUCAAGUUUGCUGCUGCCACAUCAUCACGCGAAGAGCUUCGACUAGUUUUCAGUCAAACCAUCGACGAAAAGGAGAUAGAACUUAUGGAUGCCGAGGCACUCCAGAUAUUACGAAAUCGUAAGCACGUUAUUGAGAAGGUUCCGAAAUCUCCUCCGAUCUACGGGUCGAGGCUGCCGACGCACUACAUCCGUGAAAGUGCUCUGAUUCUCGAUCGAAAGCCGCGUGAUACGUUAGCGGUCCUUGCGGCAAACGAAGUUGCGUGGGCAGUAUGGCUCGAUCGUGUCGCAGAUAUUGUAUGGGUCGCGGUAAAAGACACUACGAGGACAUGGCGUUUAUCACACAAAAUCCUACUACGGAUGCCGCACGUUGCUAAAUAUGCUAUGGCAGGCAGGUUUGGACACUCAGGACGCGCCGACAAAUGCACCUGCGGGCCGCUGCAAUAAACACCCUCGUGCAUGCUGCACAGCUCGCGCCAUCGACGCAAGUUGCUGUCUUCAACAUAGUGGACAACAUUCACAAACGUGCAAUGAUUAACACUGACCUGUCAAUCGCGGCACUAACCGUGACUGUGCACCUUUUUCACUCUGCUGCUCCCAGAUGGAUGCAAGAUCUGCCGCAGACACGGACGCACAGUGGGAAUGUCGAGGCCAUCACUGUGGAGCCGCAGGAUGGCGUUUGGCUAUGGGUGGACGAGCCUCCUCUCAAGAUCAAGAAACAUUGCGGGUCACUUCCGGCAGCCUUAAAAUCGUGCAUCGACCAAAUGCGAGGUGAAAAAGUCACACCUGCCAAAAUUCGGGGACAAAUAAAGAAAGUCCUGGACGAGUACGAAAAAGCUGAGGAAGAGAAAGUCGAACAAAGCGCAGGAGGAUUAUUUCUACCACUACAUGAAGAAAAUAAAAAGCAAGAAAGGAAACAAAUCGCAACGUUUAUAGAUACAAUGACAGACAAAGUUAGACAAAGUAGAAACAUUAAGACAACAAAAUGAGACUCAUACUGAAGUCAUUUAUCAGAAGAAAUUAGACAAGAAAGAAAAAUUAGACAAUAAACUGAGACUCACACCGAAAUCCUUCAUUUAACAAAUUAAAAACAACAUAGGAGCAAGAAAUUAAAAGUUAACCAUUACAAGUUUCCGCCAAGUAGACCAAAAGAACUCCACAGACAUCGACAGCUAACGAAUGCGUGACACUCUAAAAAAAAAAAAAAAAAACUGACACUGCUACUGCUACUGCACUAAACACAUGCAAGAUACCAAAUGAAAACAGCGACCCACUGUCUGCACACAUGACGCAACAGAAAACGCGAGACAACGCUAGAAACCCGAGCCAACGGUAAUAACACGAGAAAACGUCAGGAAUCCCGAAGACAACGGCAGAAACAAGGGAAGAGUAUUUUGAUUUUGCAUUCGUGAGAGUCCAACAGUGAUCAGCUGAGCCAUGCGUGAAGCUUGUUGAUUCAAGGCACUCGAUCGUUCGCGUAAAUCGAAAGAAAAUCCCAUAAGAGACGAAAAAUAGCCCAACAGUGAUCAGCUGAGCCAUUCGCGAAGCUUGCUGAUUCAAGGUGCAUGAUCGUUCUCGACCAAAAAGAUGCCAUUGGCACAACAGCUGUGAAAGCAGCGCCGUCUAGGCUUGUAUCCUAGGUCGCAACGAAUGCCCGGACGUGCGGCCUGAUAUCGAUUAAUAAGAUACCGCUCGCGUCCCGCAUCGAUUCGAAUGCUUCGUCCCCUCGGGAAGACGUUUCAUUCAGUAGAGAACUCCUCUAACCAAAUUAAUACGGUGCCCUUCUUCGGGAGUGAAGUACUGUAUUAAAUCGACCCAUCGACAGUUUCGAAAUACUGCUCAGGGCGAAAUUCCAUACACUUGUUAUACAUAUACUUGUGCUACUUGCAGUACGUAAUCGGGAAUUGUUCUUUUGCAGAUGAAGGGGAUUGUAUUUUUAUAGUGAUGUAGAUCAUCUACUUAGAAGUUCUACAAGAGAUAGGAGCAGGACGUUGAGCAUGAGGUAGUGAAAGAAUGGGUUUUCAAAAAACCAAAACCAUUUUCUCAUAUUCCAGGACACUCUCGGUUUAGGAAUGUCUCAGCACGGUGUCGAGCUAAAUGCGCUGGAUGGCGAAAUCAAUGGGGGACUGGCGAAAAUCCGAGAAGUGAGUAUGGGUGGGGACCAAGUGGCUUCGCAGGAGGAAGCAGUGGAGUUCUUUAGGCAAAGACGGCCUUGCAAUCCGAUCAUCCUGUCCGCCAAGUCUGGCGCAUCAAACGCCAAGAGCACGACAAAUCCAGCUGACGGAAUUGCACCCCCAAAUGCGAGCGGAGGUGGAGGUGGUGGAGUUUCGAGAUCGGGUUCACGGGGACGAGAGGAUACCACUGCUAGUGGAAACGCGACAACGCUGCUGGAAACAGCCGUUGGGGGACCAGAGUACGACCGAGGGAGGAAGAUCACGCAGCCACCAAGGAGCGAGUUGACGACAGAGCGCGGCGAAAGGAAUGCUUGUAUGAUGCAGAUUGCUAACUCUAUCUAUACUGCUUAAAUGUACUUAGUUCUACAACAACUUGUUCAUAGAAGCAGUAUUCGUAACUGCCUGAUGAAAAACCAAAAUAAUUUUCUUUUGUGUUCAUCCGAAAAAGAAAGCGUUGUACUAUCCCUGAUCCCUCCUUCAUAUUCCCAACAAGUGUAAUCGUCGGUGAGGAAGCGCGGAAAAAUUCAAGCAGUUCGGUUUCCUCUACUUUUCUAGACGUGCCUGGUGAUGGCCAAAGAAGCGAGCCAUCGACGAGUGCCGCGCCUGCGAUGAGACGUAGAGGGAGCGCUAUCGGAAUACAGACUGUGAAUAUGCGCAGAACCAUUUGUGCGUCGGACACAGGAACAAAAUCCGCGAGAAGUUUUGGAUCGGCCAGAAGCGCUGAGCAAAUGAAAGAAGAAGAGUUAUGAGCAAGUAGCAACUGGUCGAUUUAUAUUUUAUAUAUAAUUAGAAUAAGAUGAACUAGAUGUUCUUCUUGUUCAUCAACAUCAGAACAUCAUUCCUUUUUAGAAUGAUAGGCGGUGCUGUACUAAGAGCGCAGAUAUGAAGUAACACGCUUGAUAAAUACGUUCUCACUCGCCUCUACUCUUCAUGUACUAUGACUAUCUACUUCCACAAUUAAGUAGAAAGCGCCUUAUUUUUGUGCAUGAUUGCCUUUCUAAGCCCACCGCAAGCGCGAAAGCCGCCAGCGAUAGCAUUUCUAUCAGAAAGAGAAGAAGAAAUGAUGCGGAUGGGUUACAUGAUGGAGACGUGCGGCUUCGUUUUGUGCAAAAAUAAGGUAAAAACACAAGAUAGAUCCAUAGUUACUUCUUGCUCACCACUAAGUAACUGAAUGACAAAAUAUCAGAUGGUCCCUGUAACGAUAUUAAAUUGUCAUCAUCAUCGUUACUUCUUUUCAAUACUUGAUGUUGUAGAACUUCUACGUCCUCGCUGUCAGUCGUCGUCCAUCUUCGUCAUUGUUGUGUCGCCUCUUACCGAUGUAGUUUGCGUUUGUGCUAUCGAAGCCGAACAUAACUCCACGCCUUGAUACCACAACAGAACGAUAAGGAGGAUGUCCGCAGGAUGAUUGUGAAUCGCGGGUUGUGGAUGCUCGCGCAAAAAGAGAUAGAGAAGAGCCAAAGAUCUCUUUUUGAUCGCUUCACAGUUGCUACAGCAAAAGCCUCACGAAAGAGGUGGUUUCUGGUCAAAGCUUUCGGCCGUGCAGCAACAGGCAUUGGACCACACGACUACGAAGGCGUAACGAUGCUGCGACGUACAUUACUACAUGUUGAAGAUUUUUUAUGCUCAAUUUGAAAGUCAUAAUACCUUACCCUCCUCUAGCAACCUCGGUUCUUGGUGAACGUCUUUAAAUCAUCACUCGUUCGUCCACGUCCACGUCCACCUUUGGGUGGAUUGCUUCUUAAUCACGAUUCUAUAUGACAAUGAUCACAAACACCUACGCGGCUCAGGUAUUCAAGCCGACCGCAUCCUGCCGAAGAUGGCUGAGCGGAAAGUCUGGCGCCAGGCCAUGCAGGAUUUCAAGCUUUUCGAGAGGAAAGUCAAGCAGCCCGACGGAAAUUCACGCGUAGUGUUUCAGGUGGUCAGAGAGCCGUCUCCGAAACGGAGUGAGAAAGAGCAGCAGACGUACUUUGAGCGGAUGUUCCGCGGCUUAGGUCCAGACGACGGUCUUGCGGAAGCUAGAGCGCGAGAUGCUGACCGCGAAAUCGUGACUGAGCCGCCUACUGCGUGUGCGCGGUAUCUGUGGCAACGAAAUACACACGCCGCCCAGAUGGAUGAGCAUAAGUUUCGACCAAGAAGUGCGGACAGCACUUCUCGAGGAAGAGGUGGAGGUGCGACAACGAAGCGCCCCAGAACGGCGUCUUCAACAGAGCCAGGAAGCCGAAGCGCGUCACCUAGUGGUUCAGACGAGGAACGUUUCAGUCGUACAACUAGCGCACAAAGGACUUCUUCAUCCGCAGCAAGAAGAUCGUCGGAUGAUCACGCUGCGGAAGAGGUUCUUCGAGAAGCAACGAGGCUUGCAGAAAAAAUGGCCAGUGAGCAACAGAUCGAUCUGGAAGGAGAUGGACACGCACCAGAACCUGGAGGAAGGAACACAACGUCUAGAGGUAGAGCCACUUCAUCAGGAAAGCAUAGUGAGCAGUCUUCGGUGUUGCUUUUGCACGCGACAGAUGCUGGGAUGCGAGGUUUUAUGGAGAAAGAGAAGAUCGGCGCACACGAUGUAGUCGAAGUUCCGUCCGGCGAAGGCGAGGGCGUUCCUGGGAAAGACCAACGCUCGGAUUCUAAAUCGUCUUCACGGCCAACAUCGGCCCCAGCCACGCGCAGCAAUAAUAUGCGGAAGCACGCAUCGGUACCUUGGUUGGGCACUGGGCGACGGCCAUCGACUUCUGCCGCUGGCAAUGGGAGAAGGACAAGCGUGAGUAAAACUAGAGCAAGCGAAACGGAGGGAGACGGGAGAAGAAAUACGAUAAACGAAGAGGGCGGUGGCGGUGAAGAGGACGGGAGUGAACGCCCGCGGUCGCGGCGACCAAGCGCUUUCAGCAAUGUCCUCUCCGAACAAGCUCAGCAUGCCCAACAAAAAAGACAAUUACAGCAUAGUAUCAGAAAAUUAUGAAAUGGCACACAUUUUCUUUCUCAAUCUUGAUGACCUUUUUUAACAGGAGAAUUAAUGAACGAAAUCGAAAUUGAUUCUCGACUACUUAGAUAAUCCAGGCGGAGGCUCUUCUUGUUUCGUAUUGAUUCAUCUAGUUCUACUUUUUCAAUCAUGAUAGGUGAGGGAACUCAAGAAUCUCUCUAAAACAUCUUUCGAGCAAGAGGUUGAUACAAGAGGUUCGAGAGAUGACUGAGGAGAUGCGCCAGCAACGUGCGGCCGACGAGCUCUUGAAUUUAGCGGCUUCGCGAAGCGCAGGCUUGCAUCGAACGACGAAUGCGAGUCGGCGAAAGUCAGUGACCGCUCCGAAACGAAAAAGGAUAACCUAUACCGUAUUAAUGCCAUAUGAGUAUGCACAAUGAUAUGAAUGUCUCAAUCAAGAUGUAACUCUCAUGUUUUCUAGGCAUAAAAGUCAUACUGCCGUUCAUGAAGAAGAUACUAGUUGUUGAACUACUUCAUAAAAUUGUACAUCGACUUCCACGACCUGUAUCACAUUUCAGCUUCAUGCAUAGGAAACAAGCAUAAUCGCUUUUUUGAAAAAGCAAAACACAGAAUUGCACACAGAAUUGCUGCUGAGAAUACCUAGAUACUAGUAUUUUUUGCCGCCACACGGACACGAGGAUGUUGUAACUGUAAAUCAGGUUGAUGUAGUAGUAGAUUCCUUGCCCCGCCAUGGAAUUGGAAAACACAAACAUGAUUUCUGUAACCUGAGCUUUCAUGAUUAAUUUAAAUUUUUGCAGUAGGUGGACUGCGUUAGGUGGUACGUAAACAGAGGUACAUCAAGAAUGGAAAAAUAAGCUAAUAACUACAUCUACUAUAUAGAAAAAAUAACUCAAUAUAUUGUGGCAUAGUGCAAGCUAUCGUGGAAGAAGCUGUGGUAAUAGUCAAGGUGAUUCCGAACAAUACAUCCGUCGAUCUCAGACCAGAGUCAAACUGCUCGCUUUUGCAAAGUGGUAACCAUGAACAGCCAUAAAGAUAACGAAGUACUAUCGGCGUUGCAGCCUCGCUCGCUAGUUUUUGCUCCACUGCAGUCAGUGAAUGUGCAUACCCCAGAAACUUCAGGCACUUCUAGUAAAAUUUUGCUGUAGCAGGAUCUAUCACGUAAAUAAAUUUUACUCAUGUUCGAUAUUGGCAGAUGAUGGAUGCGAAAAGAUUAAGAUGAUAAAUGCACAAAAGCAAUGCAACUGGUGAUCAAGAGUACACAAGAAGAACAAUAAACAUCAUCAGGCAGAACAGAAAGGCUGACUUCUUGGGUGGUGAAGAUUCCGUAAAUGAAAAGCAGGCGGCGAAGAUGCACAAGCAAUAAAUGGUUACCGCUCUCGACGAUAAACGGCCAAUCCGGCGGAAGGAAUCCAAA
Molecule: messenger RNA, 11112 nt
Organism: Amoebophrya sp. A25
Lineage: Eukaryota; Dinophyceae; Syndiniales; Amoebophryaceae
Source: the annotation of a GenBank genome assembly